Molecule: messenger RNA, 642 nt
Organism: Cooperia oncophora
Lineage: Eukaryota; Metazoa; Nematoda; Chromadorea; Rhabditida; Trichostrongylidae
Source: the annotation of a GenBank genome assembly
AUGGCUACCUUGGUUUUGCCACUGUACUCGAUCCAAGGUCCUACAAUCAAUGUGGGACCUGAGAACACGGAUUGGCCUCGUCAACAGGAUCCAGCGAUGAUUGCACCUUAUUUGUGCAAGCAACAGGUUCCUCAAAGCGGUAAUCCUGCACUUCGCGCUGGCAUUUUCUAUCGCCUCAUAUUGCGCCAGUCUUUGUUCGGACAAGAUUCCAACUCGAACUUGAACCUUGGCGGUACAAUGCAACAGAGCACCUUUUUCGGUCAAAAACCUGAACUGGCCUGCCCAGGAACGCCGGAAUCGUAUGCUAGGUGUGAUUCUCAAAGCGACUACUUUCUCGAUGAGAUGAUGAGAUGGCUACAAGAAGGCGUUGCUGGUGCUUCAAUGUUCCGUGCAGACGCUGCCCUCGUUGUCACUUGGCAUAACACGGCCUCUGCUAUUGCCGGUAGAUCAGAUAUCGAUGCUGGACAAAGUGCUACCUAUCAAGUAGGAUUACUGCCAACGAAAACGAUUUUCAGGCUAUUGGAUGCUGACGAUCAGCCAGGACGUCUAUCGUACGUUAUUCUCAACUACGAUCGGCUAGGUUUUGAUGCUCAGGACUUCCGGGCGAAUUCGAGGAGUGGACGCUGCCGAGUAUGUCCUUGA